UCCCAAUUCCAAAUACACAUACUAUCCCUCAAACAAACACACAAAAAGAGGAAGAAAAAUAGAGCCAAAGCUUUCUCUCUCUCUCCUUUACACUAUAACCCUCACUCCCACCAAUUCCUGGAAAUUUCCAAUUCCCAAUCGUAAAAGGUAAAACUAUUUCCCCCACUCCCCCCUUUUUCCCAAAAAAGGAAAAAAAUUUCCCAAUAACAGUCUCAAAUUUGUCCCCACCGAAAUCCAAAUCCAUCACUUCUCGCUUUCAAAUUGUCACAGAAGGGGACAUGCUGCGCCAAAUGCUGAUAAUUUUAGGUGGAGAGUCGAGAUAAAUUAAAGGAGAUGGGAGGUUGCUGCUGUUGUUCUUCUAGGGCAGCUGAACUGAAUAAUACGGUGGAGUAUUAUUAUUACCCAAGAGCAUCAGACGAGCAUGUGCCCUUAUCUCACCAUGGUGGUGCCUCCGCACUCUCUUCAGGGCUCCUGGUUGAUACAAAUCUGGAUACAUCGAUUCCAGACACUUACAGACCACCUCCUACACCUAUGCCUUAUGAUGUGGCUUUAGGGCGUCCUCAAACUCCUCCAGUGGCUCAAGAAAUUUGCAGCAACAAGAGUGAUGCAGCAGUGCAAACAACAAAUUCCAAUUCUGUUGAAGAAAUAGUUGGAGGCAACACUCAAGAAACUUUAACAGAAUGUGAAGAUCUUAAGGAAUCGGAACGCAAAUUGCAAACCAAUAUUGAUCUUGACUCUGCAAAGGAUUCAGAAGUUGAACUUUCAAAGUCAGUGGAAGCUGUUUUUACUGCAAUGGAGGAAGAAGAUGGUUGUCCUGUUUGUUUAGAAGAAUAUGAUGAUGAGAAUCCAAAAAUUACCACAAAGUGUGAGCAUCAUUUUCACCUUGCUUGCAUUCUUGAAUGGAUGGAAAGAAGUGAUUCCUGUCCUGUUUGUGAUAAGGAGAUGAUUUUCGAUCCUCCUAUUGAUUAGCAGCAAUCAGAAGCUCACUUAUGUUCAACCUUUUUGUUGCCUGAAUCAUGGUCUGAGCAAAGGUUACAACCCAUGAGAGUUCUCUCUCUUUUUUGUCCUUUCUUAAGUGGCAGCUACAGAUUGGCUGUGGUUUGGUUAUUUUGGUUCUGAAGGAAUCAUGCCCAUUUCAAAAGCGUAGUGUCUUUGUGCAUUCUCUUUUCUUUUAAGCCUUGAAAAAAAAAGAGUAAAUAGAGACUGCCACCAUACAAUCCCUGAGGUCCACUAUCCAUUUUCUUUCAUUCAUCCAUAGUGCUUUGAUUUUCAUGUUAUCAACAAUAUAUUGGCUUCAGCUGCAUAGAAUUUGAAAGGAUUGCCUUGCUACUUGCUGGUCACAUUGAUUGUCCAAAGAUACAGGUUAAUUUCCCAUACAAAAAAGUUAUAGGUGAACUUUUCUCUUUCUGUCUCUCUGUGAGUAUCACUUUUCUGUUGGUCCUGCAUUAUGUGAUCCAAUUUUCCUCUUCACUCUCUUGAUUUUUUCCUGUUUCUGUGGGUUGUUUGUUGUGAGAUUUAAUCUGUAUAAGGGUAGGGAAAUAUAAAAAGAAAAGACAUGUUUUGUUUCAGAUUCUUCCUGUAAAUAAUAGUCUGAUUUUGGCAUUA
Messenger RNA from Quercus robur (English oak), 1605 nucleotides. Its product is annotated as probable E3 ubiquitin-protein ligase RHB1A. Gene Ontology annotation, molecular function: ubiquitin-protein transferase activity. The coding region runs from base 334 to 969 and encodes 211 amino acids. Lineage: Eukaryota; Viridiplantae; Streptophyta; Magnoliopsida; Fagales; Fagaceae. The transcript is spliced from 5 exons. The record is from RefSeq and is a predicted model, not a curated record.